Molecule: messenger RNA, 1974 nt
Organism: Plasmodium cynomolgi strain B
Lineage: Eukaryota; Apicomplexa; Aconoidasida; Haemosporida; Plasmodiidae
Exons: 3
Coding region: 1-1974 (657 amino acids)
Source: RefSeq, a predicted model, not a curated record
AUGGUGGCCCCACCCAACACGGAGGCCGAGGGAGUCGGCUUCAAGGAAGAGCUCGUCAAAUGCAGCGAGCAGGAAACAUGCGAAUACAAAACGAAUAUCAAAGUCAAAAUAGGAAACAACCAAAAGAUCCUACUUCUAGUGAGACACAAGAAAGAAGAGUUCUACGUAGUGUUACAUCAAACCAAAUUUAUCGUUGCCUACCCAAUGGUAUACAAAACGUUGGCUCCACAUAAAUCUAUGUUUAGCUAUAAAGAAUUUUUUGAGUUAGGAAUAGACACCAUAGAUGCACAGAACAAAAAGGGGAAAGACAAAUGCGAGAGUUACGAUUUCAGCACCUAUGAACAAAUAAAGGUUCCAAAUUUUGAAGGGUUCAAUGACAAACCCUUCUCUUUAUGUUGUUCUUGUUACGAUUUGCCACAUACGUACAACUCUAUAAAUGAAGUAUACAAAGCAAUCCCACAGAAAAUGGAAUUAGAGUGUCCAGCUAGAGAUACAAUUAUCCGUGACCCCCAACAUGAGAGACUCGUAUCAGUAAAGAAAGCUCUCCGUCAUGUCCUCCCAAUGUAUGCUCUCUUCAAAUUUAAAAAUGACGUAAAUAUUUUUCUUGUCUUCAACAUCACUGUCAUGAAAAAAAAAAAAAAUUUUUCUGAUUAUUUCAAACUAUAUAAUGACAAGGUAGACUUGGAAAAAACGACAUACAGAUAUGUCAUUAGCGAAUCUGCAAAACCGAUAGAACUCUUUGACAAAAAAUUUAUUUACAUAACACAUUCAUCCUCAGCAUUCGAUAACGUUUUUAUUCCAACUCUCCAUAAUAACUACCUUUUGUAUCCAUUUUAUCCUGAAGAAUUAUAUGGUAUCAAAUAUGGCACAUUAGAUUAUGGAUGUUCAUACAAUAAAUCACUUAAUUUUGAGUGUAUUGAAAAUGAUCAAGGUAGAUGUAAAUACACAGAUUCUACCUGUCUCAGUAGAUCUAUUCUAGUUCCUAAAAAUUACGUAUCUGAUGAUUCCUAUGCUGCUUGUGGAUUAAUUGGCUACAAUGACUACACUGUAUCUAGAAGGGAGUCCUGCAUGGAAGAUGCAGAGUGCAUAACAAAUACGGUAGAGUCUUAUCUCAACAAAGCACAAGAACUUACAAAAGGGAAUUUAGAGACUGUAACCAAGCUACCUAUUAUUAAUGGGAAGUACCCCCAUUAUAUUUUUAGGAAGAAGAAUUACAACCUAGAUUCUGCAAACAAAAGGACAGUUAAAUUUUUCAAAGAUUCCAAUAUUGAACACUUUAUUGCAUAUGAAUACUAUAAGGAGGAUCGAACAGAGUUCACCAUCAGUUUGUAUAACAAUAGGACGGAUGAGGUGGGGCAUGGGCUACCCCCUCAAGCGCUCCUCUCUCUAAAAAGGGAGAGUGCCGGCAGGGGGGAGAAGCCCGCCCAACGAGAAACUCUCAACGAACUGAGAAUUAUUAACAUCCUCUACUCAGAUCAGUGUGAUGAACAGAACACACAAAAAUGUGGAGUUCUUGUGCAUUUGUGGAACCCGUCUAUGGAACAGAUCAAAGCUAGACUAAAGCUACAGUGCAUUAUCAACUCAAGUGAAAAAUACGUAGAUGAGAAAAACCUCAUACAUGAUGAGGGACAUGUGCAUGCAUAUGGGGCUUUUAAACUCUACGACACGCAGAAUUAUGUCGUUAGGAAGAGGGGAGUUAUUAGAAAAUUUUUUUAUCAUCAACCUAAGGAGACUAGCGGCAUGAAGGUAUACUCGGAGGGAAUACAAAAGGUCACCUGUUGCAUGGAGGAGCCGCAUAUCUGUGACAUGAAGAACAUCCCCCAUUGCAUCACAGCGGAGUCUUUAAAUGUACUGCACGUUUUCAUAUUCCUUGUUUUCCUCGUCCUUGUCUUUGUCGUGUUCCUUACUGGCAACGCCGGCAAGAAGAGCUCCAACUCAAACAGUGUCGACGCGGACAACGCGCCCUCCAGCUGA